Stylophora pistillata is the source of this 1749-nucleotide messenger RNA. RefSeq lists its product as uncharacterized. Gene Ontology annotation, cellular component: plasma membrane; signaling receptor complex; cell surface. Gene Ontology annotation, biological process: axon guidance; Notch signaling pathway. The record is from RefSeq and is a predicted model, not a curated record. Gene Ontology annotation, molecular function: calcium ion binding. Lineage: Eukaryota; Metazoa; Cnidaria; Anthozoa; Scleractinia; Pocilloporidae.
UCUUCAUGAAAGGUUACUAAAAAUGAAUUUGAAAACCUUGGCUGUCAAAAUUAUCUUGCCAAAUUUUGCACAUCAGUCCCUGAAGAGAAUAAAGGGCCAUGAAAAAUCAUUGCUACGUAAGUUUCAGGAAAGAAAUCAAUGCUUUGGUCCUGUAUCAUUAAAUAACAGUUGGCAGCGCCUCCCCCAAGAUAAAAAUAGGCUUUGUAAACGCAAUCUGACGAUUAUUUCAGACAUCGAUGAUUGCCUCAAUGUCAGCUGCAAACACGGCGGUUCCUGCAUAGAUGAAAUAAACAAUUUCUCCUGUUCUUGCCCUGCUGGGUAUACUGGAAUAUGGUGUGAAACCGACAUUGAUGAAUGUGUCUCCAAUAAAUGCGCGAAUGGUACAACCUGUCAGGAUGAUGUCAAUCAAUACACCUGCUUGUGUCAUGAAGGGUUUACAGGGCAUUUCUGCGAAAAUGAAAUACCAUUUGCAACGCCACCUCCUACAGAGAGUAGCAGCACUGAAAAGCCACCCACAGGGGAUACAUCAAGGCCUACAUCCGCAGAGAGUAUCAGCACUGAGAAGCCACCCUCAGAGAGUACCUCAAGACCUACAACCGCAGACGUGGCAGUUGAACGCAAGACGGAUUUUACUAUUGAAAUACGCGUCUCCGAAGAAUGGGAUGAUCGUUUAACUGACACAAGUAGUGAGAAAUUUAAAGAACUGGCAAUUCGGAUGAAGCAAGAGAUUCGGAAGGCGUAUUCUGGAGACUUUAAACUGAAAGAAGUUGUAAUAAUCUCAAUGAGAAAGGGUAGUAUAAUAGCAGAAUUUCAACUGAAGUUUGAUAAAGAAGUAACGGCAGAAGAGGUCCUUGCUCCGCUGAAAAAAGAAACAGCCGAUGGUAAACUGGGAAGUUUGAAAGUUGACCCAGCCUCUCUCAAGGAAACUGAUCGCAAGAAAGCUGACGAUGAUGAUGGCGAAGAAAAACCUAGUAUCGGCAGGCUGGUGAUAAUUGGUGCUUCUAUUGGUGGUCUCGUAGUUGUGGCCGUUCUCAUGAUCGGUUUCUACGUCUACUGCAAACGUACUGGAACCCCUAGCAACGGCGGUCGCUUUGAAGAUGGAAUGCCUGACGACGACCCUUGUGAGAAAUACGAGCUGAAACCAGCAGACGAUGAGAAAGAACACAUUACGAGCAUGGAAGAGAAAGGGAUACAUAACGAAGGAAUGGAAUAGAUCAGGCUUUCACUCCUUUAGAUUUGUCCCUCAUGUGAAUUUAUCAAACAUGCGCUUUUUUAGCAAUUACAACAGUGCUUCCUGAGUUUUCUUAAGGAAAAUUGCAUUCUCACGGAUAACUCUUUGGUGUUGUUUGUCGUUAGUGAUUUUAAUCUGUGUUGCUUAUGAUAUGGUUUUCUGAUAAACAGGUCACAUACAUCCUGUCCAUCAUGUAAUUAUAUUCUUCAGCGUAAACUAUUUUUAUCAUCUUUCUAGAGGUGUAAGUGGUUGUUUCUCUACCUUCCGCGUUUUUCUUAAAGUACUGCUUUAACCCGAAUAACUUAGUCACAAAUUAAUUUCCCAUUUCUUUUGAUGUUGAAAGAGUAAAAAAGCACUGUUACAGUAGCAAUCAUUAGGCCUGAGACCCACAGCUUAGUUGUAUUCGUAUUGUGUUUAGUAUUCAGCGUUUGCGGACGCACCUUUAAAUUACUACAUUUGAUUUCCUUUGCAUUUUCUAUACUGCUGUUUUUGCUGAAUAAAUGAAUAAAUUAAAGAAA